Nanorana parkeri is the source of this 1854-nucleotide messenger RNA. Its product is annotated as putative nuclease HARBI1. The coding region runs from base 114 to 1211 and encodes 365 amino acids. The transcript is spliced from 4 exons. The record is from RefSeq and is a predicted model, not a curated record. Lineage: Eukaryota; Metazoa; Chordata; Amphibia; Anura; Dicroglossidae.
UCGCUGUCUAAUGAAUCUUUUGUCCUCGCAGCAUUCGUGCAAGGCCAGGGUGAAAUAACUUCAUGCAGGCUUUGUUACAGCUUUGCUAAGUGCUAGAAAGAUGUAGAGCUGAGAUGAGCAGUUUCUUUGUCCCAGUGAUGGAGUUACAUACCAUGUUUCGCAUACACGAGAAAGGUGCCCAGGAAGAAAUACUGCGUCAAGAUUCCAAUCCGAACCACAAACAUAGAGAACGUGUCUUCAGACCAAGGAUAUCCCUCUUUGGAUUAAACGAAGAAGAAGUUAGAUCAAGGUAUCGCUUUAGCACUGAAGUUAUACUGGAGCUAUAUGAACAGAUCCAGCAAGACAUAGAGCCAAACUGUGAACGGAACCAUGCUGUUCCAGGAAUGGUAAAAUUGCUAAGCGCUCUGCAUUAUUUUUCCUCUGCAUCGUUUCAGGGUACAGUGUCCGCGCUCUCUGGUAUAUCCCAACCUAGCUUCAGCAGGCAUCUGACUCAAGUCCUAAAGGCCGUCAACAAGUUAACUCCACAAUAUAUUGUUUUCCCAUCAGAUAAAGCUGCAAUACAAACAAUAAAAGAUGGCUUUUAUAAAAUGUCGUCUUUUCCUAAUGUCAUGGGGGUAAUUGACUGUACUCACGUCGCUCUGUCACCCCCAACAGAAGAUAUUUACAGAAACAGCAAGAAUUUUCACUCUUUAAAUGUUCAGAUGGUAUGUGCAUCUGAUAUGAGGAUUCUUAACUUGGUAGCUGGGUAUCCUGGAUCUACACAUGAUUCCUACAUACUAAACCAUUCAAGCUUACAUACAAUUUUGACUUCUGGCAAUCUUCCAGAAGGCUGGAUAUUGGGUGAUGAUGCAUAUCCCGUGACAGAGUGGCUUCUCACACCUAUAAAAUAUCCCAAAACUAAAGCGGAAAAGAGUUAUAAUGCAGCACACAAGACUGUCCAUUCAGUUAUUGAGCGCACCUUUGGAUCUCUAAAAAGUCGUUUCCGGUGUCUUGAUCGGUCAGGGGGUGUACUACAGUAUUCUCCAGAGAAGGGAGCACAGAUUAUACUGGCAUGCUGCAUCCUACACAAUUUAGCUGUCAGCCGAAAUCAGCACGUUGACAUCCUUGAUGAUCUUGAAGCACCACCACCAGUGCCACCUGUUUCGCGAGAGGAGAACACUGAAGCAGGAAAACAGACCAGGAUGAAAGUGAUUAACCAGUAUUUCACAUGAACUCUGGCUAUCUUAAUUUCCAUUGUUGUUUCCUAAUAACAUGGAUUGUCUACACUCCUCUACAUGGACUUACAGUCACAUCUGUAUUGACCUUAAUUCAUGCAUAGAGUUGGGUAUCUUAAUCAUGUAUAAGUUUAGAUUUAUAGAACUUGUCAGCGUCAUACUCUUGCCCUACUUUUCCAUGUAUUAAAAUAGAACACUAUUUUGUAGCGUGCAUCUUAUCCUUUAUUUAAUUUUUUUUUUAGCUAGAUGAAAAUUUACAUCUUUAAACAAAUUCUUUUAGCAGGUCAAGAACACUUUUUUUGUAAUGUUGACUCUAUAUCUAUACAAAACCUAGCUAGUGCACCUGUCUUCCUAAAGCCUAACUAAGCAAGCUUGCCAUUCAUGCAUUCAUUUUAUGUUUUCUACAUUUAUACUCCAUUAAGUAAAACAAAAACGUACUUUUCGGACUUGAAGUAAAAUUGUAAUGGAUUUGUCAGAAAAGGAUAAGCAGUGGGCUUUAUUGGUGUUUUAAACCUUUGCUAUUUGUUCCACAAAGUAUAAUGUAAAUUGUGCAGCUAAAUAUAUGUUCAGAUUCUUACAUGUGUAAGUAUUUCCAUUGUCACUGGCACUAUGAAUUAAACUUCCGUACACAGAUCUCUCA